ACCUGAACAACUUCUCACUCGAGAAAGAUCACAGAAAAGUAUUUCUAUCGUCUUCUCUCUAAGAAGACUGAGCCGCAACGAAAGAGCCUCUCACCUUUUUCUCCUCUCAAAAGAUUUUAAUCAAGGAACCGAUGUCGUAAUCACAAAAUAAGUCACUUUGUAACAUACAGCCUUCUGGAGCCGACAUGGAAGGAAGGAAAUUAUUUAGGACAGGAGUUGACUCGAUCGUAGGACACCAUAUCCAGGUUUUUGCUUUAAAUGUUAUUUUUCUCGUUUUAGUUUCAUGCGCUAGUUUGCCUAAAGACAAUAUUCCUGUUCGAAGCGCUUCGCCUUUAAAAAUCGAUGCGACAAAACCCGCUCGUUCAGAUAAAAGUGAACAAAACAGUAUUAUGCCUGGACCUAUCUGCCAAUCAGAAAGUUGUAACGCGAUUUCAAAGUUAAUCCAAAAAGUUCGCAAUGCGUCGGUGGACCCUUGUGACAAUUUUUACGAGUAUGCUUGUGGCCAGUGGAUCAAGGAGAAUCCAGUUCCUAAAGGGCAUCUGCAGUUCUCAAGGAUAACACAACUGUCCAAAAAUAACGAACGAAUUAUGAAACAAAAUCUUCUUGCCGAUGGACCUCAUAACACGGAAACGCUGAUGAAAGUGAAGAAUUUUUACAGGUCGUGCUUGAAUGAGGUAGCCAUCGACCAUCUUGGAAAUAAACCGCUGUUAGAUUACAUUGAAAGCUUAGGAUCUUGGUCUCUAGCUAAAAACUGGAGAGCAAAGAAGUGGAGCUUCUACGAUACGCUAGGCUAUGUGCAGAAGAACUAUCCCGUAGAAGUAUUCUUCAGUGUAAAUAUUAUUCAAGAUCCCGUCAAGAAGAAGGGAAGCGCAGAAAGAAAAUAUGUCAUUCUGGUGAGUAUUUAUACAUAGAAAGAAAAUUUAUUUCUCUACGCAUGUCGAUGUUAAUGGUUAAACGGCAUAAAAACCAGGAGAAUCGCAACUCUGACGCUUGCCCUUGUUAUUCGGUGAAGAGACAUUCUGCCCCCGUUAAGAGCAUUCCAAUAUAUUUGCACAUUAUAGGGCCAGACUUUUUUCGGGUUCCCUGACAGUUCGUUAAGUGUGUGUCUAUUUGCCUUGGUAUAGGUAGUGAUAGAGCUUUGUCCUAAUACAAAUAAAUUGACCCCCACUAGGAGGGGGCUAAGAACUUGAGACAUACCGCAAGUUCAUCGCAGAUUUUCCUCUGGCCUUUUUUUUUUUUUUGCUACCGUAACAAACUGAAUGGGAAAAGAAGUGUAACGUUAGACAUUUCCUAAAAACAGGAAAAAAAUGUAAUAGGUUUUUGAACUGGGGGUGAAUCUAAAACAAGUUUCCCCGGAAACCUUAAAAACUAGGCGAGAAUGGUUAAUAUUUUUGGCCUCCGAGGUUACCAUACACUUCCUUACACCAAAGUUAUUUCAGAUUUACCUGGCUCCAGCUUAGAUAAGGGUCUCUUUGACGAAAGGCACCUUAAGUAUUUAGUGCCUCACCAUUAUGUUCGAAUUAGGUCAUCCAAAGAGAUGGUUAUCAAUUAAAUGAUAUAACUUCGAUCAGAUCGCCAUUUAGACAAGCGCAAUUUCGGUGGCACAGAAUGCUCUUCUACACAUCUUUUUAUUAAAAAAAAUUGUCCACUACGAAGAUUAACUUAUAGACUGGUUUGGGCACAUCUACAAGAAAUCGUUGGACUAGCAUAGUAGCCACAAGUUCUUUACUAAGACCUGUUCUGCACUUUUACAUUAGACUUCUGUAGUAACAAAUGACUAUGUCACGCGUUUGCCAAUUAUCUCCAUGAGCCUAUUCAUUGUAAUAAAGGUAACCUUCGUCGAAAUGCGAUAAUUUCUAAUGCCAUAAAACUUAUAUAUAGGAAUUGUAAAGAGGAUCAAGGUAAAUAUGUAUUAGCGGUUUUUGGCGAUAUGUUUUUUGUUCCUGUUUUCUUUUAGAUUGACCAGGCAACUCUAAACCUUCCACAAAUCAUCUAUUUCACAAGCAAAAAGGUAAGAAGCCAAAGCUAAUAAAAAUUUUCAUUGAUUUUCAGAGUAAGUGGUUGUUAGAUGUUAUUUUUUGGGGACCAGCCUCAAUUAAUCGCCUGAGGGGAGGGGACGGGGGAUGGAGGAGGGGGGAGAAUCACAUUGUUUCCACGGGGUAAAGGAGGGGGGUCAGUCGUCUCAAACAGAGUUUAAUGAACGGUCUCUUGGGAAAGAAAUAGCCACGUAGACUUACAGUGUUCAGUCGAACCUGUAUUAAGCGGAACCGUAUUGAGCGGUCGCCUUGUAUUAAGCGGUCGACUGCUAAAGUCCUACAAUUUUUUCCCGUUACGUACUGUAAUUUUUACCUUUGACCCUACGGCCUGUUUGUGUUGUUUUCCACCUGUAUUGAACGGUCACUUAAAACGUAACCACUCAAAUAGAAGUAAGAAUAAUCUCUCGAAUCAAAUGUAUUCCACAUUUAUCCCCCAAAAAUCGAUGCUAGCACUUUGAGUUCAAGUGUCCGCAAUGCACUGUAGGUUAUCUUUCUCCUUUGGAUUGUUAAGAGAAAUCUUACCUACGAACACCACGCGCUUAUUUUCAUGUGUCUUUAAGGUUACUGACUUUUGUUGUUUGCCUCAGGUUUUAAAGGAAGUGUGGAAGUACAUGUCAAUUAUCACGAGUCUUUCUGGGGUCAGUAAAAAAGACUCCAAACGAGCAAUGAAGGAUUUGCUUCUAUUUGAAGGAAAACUUGCACUGGUGAGUGAAAAAUUCACACUCAAAUAUACAGCAGUCAUUUUUUUUUAAAAGAAGAACAUCUGAUUUUUAGAGAGAAGCAAAAAUUUCUGACAUACUCAUAUAUUGUAUUACUGAGUCAAUGUAAGUUACAUUAUGCGUUUUUAUAAGAAAUGCCAGUAAAGGCUGUUUUCCGUCAGGCGCAAGAAACUGGUAGCCGAGAAUGCCCUUCCAAGUUUCCUAAAUUUAAGAGAAAUUCAGUAUUACUAAGUUCUUUAUUCAUUUACAGUACUGGGUUCCAAAAGUUUCCAAGAAAUACGUACGGAUUCCUAUUGGCAAGCUGGAGGAGGCUCUUCCAGAGGUAAACCCCUAAAUUGGUCCCUCCCUUCCUCUCAGAGGCUCAACAUGACUUCGUAGAGAGGCCGCUGAAAAAUGAUCGCAGGUUCACGUUUUUAGCUUCACGAUCCUCACUUUACUGCAGAGCUCAAACAACAAACCUCCUCGGGGAAAUAGGGGGCCUCAAACAUAACUGAUGGUCUUCCAAAUCAGGUCGAUCAUAAACAUUUGUUUAUAAAGCGUUUCACGCACGAGCCACUAGCAUUUAUGCAAAUUUAACAGCACCAAGGAAGGUGAUAAAAUAAGGAAAUAAUUGAAAUCCUACAAAAAUGUUCUUGGUACCCCCAUCAUAGCCACCAUCCUGUACUAUAAUCGCCACAUAAACAUGCUAAUACGUUACUUAUUGUUUCUUUAUCUGAUAAAUUCAGUGUUUGUUAGAGGAUUUAACCGCCUAAUCCGAAGGUCUGAGGUUCAAAUCCAAAAGAAAGCUCAGAUUUUAUUUUUUUCCUAUUCUGGUGACAGAUGAAUAGAAUCUCUCUUUAAGUAAUAAAUUCUUGCUUCUUUGUUCAUAGUUCCCUUGGCUGAAGCACUUGCAAAAGGUGUUAUCAAGGCCUGAUCUCACUAAAGACGACUUGGUAGUGGUGCUAGCGAAUGACUACUUACAGAAUAUGUUGAAUCUACUGCGCACGACCAAAAAGAAGUGAGUUUAUUCGAGUUUUCCUCCGUUGCUUAACUUUUUCAACCCCUUGGAAUGAUUAACAUCAAAUUUCUCUUUAUAGUUUCACAGGGGAAUCAAAGGUUAAGAUCAGGAAAAUAAAGGAAAUGAUCACCAACUAAAGAAGUUCUUAAAUGUUCACAAAUUCUCCCUGUUGAUAUCAUAGGACAUAUCUAGAGAAUGGUACGGAGAAUAUGCAUACUGAUGUCAGGGUGUAAAGGGUUUAGCUUGCAGUCUCUUCAGCCGGGGGCCAUGGAUGAGAUCAGGCUUAAGGGAAGAGACGAAUUAGUGACUUGGUCGACCGACAGAAAUGUUGUGAGGGGUUAAGCAGUGGGGGGAAUAUUUUAAGGAAAAUUAUGUUUUGCGUGAUUCUUUCUUUUAAAUUUUUUUUUUUUUCAAUUUUUCAAGUUUUUUUUCCUUCCGGACAAUCUUCAAAGAGACGGACACUAGAUAGAGCGGAGAGUGACAGCAAUAACAGAGAAAGCCCCGUGAAAUUCACCGACCAAUUACUUAAUAUCAUAGUAUCUAAAAACUUCUGCCUAGUCAUGAGCCCAGCGUGGUAUUUACUUCAUGUUGUUUUUUUUUUCUUAGUGUUUUAUCAACGUAUAUGGUAUGGCGCUCCAUUAAGGAUGUCGUGCCUCUCCUGUCAAAAGAAUUCCGAGCGGUUCACCAAAAAUUCAAAGUGAAACUUCUUGGAAGUAAAAGAAACAAGACCAGAGCAGACAUCUGUUUUAGCUACACCAACAACAUCCUUGGCCCAAUGCUCGGAGCGUUGUUCAUCAGAAGUGCUUUUGGUUCGAGCAGCAAGGAGAAGGUAGGAAACUCGCCAAUGUCAUACCCAGGUCCUUUCGUCCUUUUUGCGCCCGGUCCUCUUUCGUUUUGGCUCAGAGAAAUCUGGGAACGAGAUUGAACGAUAUGAAAUGGUACUGUGCCGUGAAAGUAACAAGGCUAGAUCACAUGCAGUCAACUCUCGUUACCACGAACAAUCUCGCACGAUAAUUUACUGUUUGUAUCACUGCUAUUUACAUGAAGCAGUGUUGUUUCUUCAUCCUAUUUCAAAAUGGUGAAUUGAGUAGUGAUAUCGUAAAAAGAAAUCCAGAAUUUUUGGGUGAUAGCAUAGUACCAGUUUAUUUCGAGCGUUCAGAGAGUUUGUUAACAAUACGAACGUUACAUUGAAACUCCAUUAAACAGUCAAAAUUUUGGAGUUGAUGAAGUCCGUAUUGCGUCGACACCGUGUUGGCCGGGAACUUGCAGCAGCUCAGUGACAGUGUCACUUAUAACUGGGUGUCCUUUACAAAGUGAUAUCUGAAAUGUGAAAAUUUCCUACAUUCGACAUACUUGGCUGUCUCCCUAUUUCUAAACUGAGGGUCUCAAUUGGUCAGGUAAUUACAUGGUCUUUACGCAGACCUCCAAUUUCUCUUUUCCUCUUCUCAGGGCAUUCUCGCACUCUUCCUUCUUGCGCUUCCUCGAUCAACUUUAAAAAAAAGAAAAAGAAAAAAAAACUGGACCGGAAUCCCUCUCUUUGUUCCAUUUUCGUAAUCGAGUGUGAACAGGCCUUUUUUCUGGACAUUCUUAUCAUUGUUAUGAUGAUUUUUCUUUGAUAAGCUAAGUCAGGCGAACCGCAAGAAUGACAUGCAUUUCACGAUCCUCUCACUGCUAUCGUUUUUUUUUUAUUGUUGUUUUUUUUAUCAGUGAAACGAUCCUUACUUUACAUUAUCAUAGAUCUUCCAAUAUCCUCUACGUAAAGCUGAUUACGCCAUUUUUCUUUUCAAGGUGGAAGUUAUGAUGGAGGGCAUCAUCCGAGCAUUUAAAGACCGUGUAGCAGGGGUGGGCUGGAUCGAUAAUCAAACUGUCCAAGCCGUGAGAGAAAAAGUCAGUAAAAGAUGUUGAGUUCAAAAUAUUUAUAUGAAAUGAAAUCAUAAAAAGGAAAUCCCUUUCAAAAUGAUUUGAUUGUGUGCAGACGGAUCUAUUUAUAAAUAAACAGCGUCUUAAAAAAACGAACUUAAACUUUUGAUACAAUCGAACCCGCACAUGUCGUUAACGAUCGUCAAUGAUCGUUUGGGAAGAGUUUCCUUAAAACCUUCUCAAUAGAUCGUUUACGUUUCUUAAAUAAAGACAUUUAACCCUUUAACUCCCAUGAGUGACCAGGACAGAAUGUCUCCUUACAAUAUCAAUACAAUAUCAACCAGAUAACUGAUGAGAAUAAAGAAAAAUAUCAAUUUGGGGAAAAUUACUUUAUCAAAUACUAAAUUCUCUGAACUUACAUUAUAAGAAUGGUAUAGUUUACAUUGAGGAGAAUUAAAAAUUUGAUCAGGGAGUGAAAGGGUGCGACACCCUGUGUAUCUAUUGUUGGAUCAGAAACAAAAGCCAACAGAGAAGAGAGUGGAUUUUAGGCCCAUACUAAAUUUUGUCAAAACGAAGCGUAAAAUAACCAGAUAAGAACCUUCAGAAAGCUUGAAAGAAAUAUUCAUGCUGAAAGUCAGUUACUUUCAAAAGUGGCCAGAUAAAUGGAGACCUCGGGGUUCAUGCCCUGUGCAUGUGCCUUUUAAAGUUUCCAGUUGCCCCAAUUUUUGUGGUUGACAUUUUAUUUCUUACUUUGGUUCUCAGGCGGAUGCAGCACUUUAUCAAGUUGGAUAUCCUGAUUAUUUGUGGAACGAUAACAAAUUUUCCGAAAGAUAUAAAAUGGUAAUUUUAAACAAAUUGAUUCAAUGUUGCUGAAGAAAAUGUGUAUGAAUACUUGACUCAAACAAGCCGUGAGCAUCCUCGGUAGUAUAGUGGUGAGUAUCCCCGCCUGUCACGCGGGAGACCGGGAUUCGAUUCCCCGCCGGGGAGAAUGUCUUUUUUUUUUUUUUCUUUUUCUUUUUCGCUUUAUUCGGUGGAAGAAACUUUUUAGUCCUGCAAAAUUGUACUAAAGCUAUUACUCUACGCCUUGGAUUUUUUCGAAACUUUAUUAGCGCAUGAAAUAGCAGCUGCGUCCUCGCCCCAUCCUCCCGAUCAAGGACACGGCCUACAUUUUGACUUCUUUCAAACGCGACAGCCAUAAGACAAGUUUCAAUGCAAUAAUUUUUCUAAGCUUUCCGUUUAUUUAAUGCUUUUUUCCCGUGAUUUUUCUUUUAGCUGAACAUUACAGAGAACCAGUGGUUUCAGAACGUACUGAACACAGACCAGUUUUCCAACUAUCAAACCUACCACAAGUGGGGAAACCCAGUUGAUAGACAUCAGUAAGUGGGGUAACGAUUACUGUACUUUUAGGAAAGUCGUCCGUGCAUACUUUCCCCCGGUACUGUUCAAACUAGGCGCAUUUGAUAAAACAUUCCAUGUACUCACAAGUAAACCUAACUCGGCAAUUUGGGAUUAGGAGAACUUGUCAAGGAGAAAUUGUUAUAGAGAAAACUUGCUAAUAAUGGAAGAUUAUUUUCGAAGGAAACGGUAAGGAAAAGAUUGAAGAGAAAUUUUUCUCCAUUACCGUUGCCAAUUUUACUUGGCUAAGGUUUAUUACAAGAAACUUUUCCCUGAAAAAUACAUUUGUCAGGAAUAACUUGUUUGUUGGUUAUGAUAGACAUUUUCUGUUCCGUCCUAUUUGAAAACUUGUGUUUUUUUCCUUCUAUUUACAGGUGGAUAACUGUUCCUCAGUUGGUGAACGCGUUCUAUGUUAUAACUAAGAAUGAAAUAGGUAAAGAAAUCAAUCAUUCGCACGAAUGGCAUGAUAUUCAAAGGUUAAGAUUAGUAAUAAAACUUGAAACCGACUACAACACAAUUUUAAUCGUGAAGAAAAAGUGAUUCAGAUUACUGUGAUUAUGUCUCGCUACGCAUGUAGUCAUUGUGUGACUAAGGGCCUGGUUCUCGUGCGUUUUCCUCGUGAUUCCUCUGGUGUUGACGACUCGACAAUUAACAUAUAUCUGCUCAAACUGUUGGCAUGGAUGAACCUGGGCUACAUAAACUGGGCCCAACAGACAGUGAAGAGUUUAAAAGCUUUUAAACUUUUUACGGUGGCCAAUUUACGUUAUCAACUCAGUUGAUAAUACUAAAUAACCCUGAUAUACUCUCUUACCGAUGCAGCACCACAAUUUCUUUAGAAAGUUACCACCUUUAUUCAACAGACAGUGAGUUUCUUUAAUCAAGUUCUUCGGAUUAAGUUUCACCGCCCAAUCACAGCCGAGCAUAAUAAACGUGUAACCGGUCCUGCAUUGCUUAAAGAAGUAUCGCAGUGUGCAGUUGAAAGGUCGCGACUCAGAUAAUGAUUGACGACCACUUUACAAAAUUAUUAUUAAUUACUCUAUUUAAUUUGUAUCAGUUAUAAACAACUCUUAGUUUAGGUACAUUGCAUUCAUUUUGAGGUUAUAUCACUGUGCUGUCAAUGUGCAGCAAUUAUGUACCGGAGAAAAAAUGGUAAAGCUAGAACUAGGCGACAUGUUACAACAAACACGUUUUCUUUAUUUUUUUCAGUUGUACCAGCGGGAAUUCUGCAAGAGCCAUUCUUUUAUGGAAACGACAUACCAAGGUGAUAACACAAAAAUUGAACAUUUCGAAUUAGUAAAGUUUUCAUGAAGUGUUUCAACAAUCGCUAGUUCUUAUUUGUGUGGCACUGUUUUGUCUUAACCUGGCGUCGCCUUGUGAGUUCUUAAGUUUUCCCUUAAAUUGCCUCGUUUCAGGUCCUUAAGUUAUGGUGCCAUUGGUCACGUGCUAGGUCACGAGUUGACGCAUGGCUUUGAUACGACAGGUAACAGUUUUCACAUGAUUUUAGCAUGCAACUUCGUUCUCCCAACAUGCCGAGCUUUAAAUUCUUUUUUACAACUGUUUUUGCUUUUGUAACGUUAGAGAUGAGAAAUAUGUUUUUCUCUAUGUUUCCAGGACGAAAAUUCGAUAAGAAUGGUGAACUUAUUGAAAAACGAACUCAGUGGAGUGAGCCUGCGAUCAAGAUGUUUCAAGAAAAAGCAAAAUGCUUGGUGGAGCAAUUUUCACAGUACAAAGUCCUUAACAAAUUCCACGUAAGUUCGAAACGCGAUUAUUUACCAGCGUUUAAGUGAUAUGUAUAGGAUUAAAGGUAUUAAACCGACUUUAAUACAUAGUUUGAACCCAGGAGUAUCAUUUUUGAGAUGAACGGUUGUGGGUAGUGGUGAUUGUCGAAACGUGAGUCAUACCUUCCAAUAACAAUCCUUCUUAUGACUCCUUUGACCUGCACGGUCAAAGAACUCCUUCUUGAAGAAACGUUAGUUCAUAGCAAGUUAACACAAAGUCGUUCGUUAGAUUUCCCUGACAGUUUCCUGGUGUAUUUUUUACCCCCUCCCCCCCCCCCUCAGUUGAGAGAGGCACUGUGUUGUACAUACGAAGACGAGGCUUGAGCCCCCAUCUUAAUCACGUGGCGGAGUUCAGGGUGCAGUCUUUAGAUCACCGUCUUUCUCAUUACUUUUUUUGAUCUUUAACAUUUUCUUAACAAUUGACCAGAUCAACGGUCUUCAAACUUUGGAAGAAAACGUGGCAGACGGAGGAGGCCUGAAUCUAGCAUACCAUGUAAGCAAUAUCACGUGAUAAUUCUCACGUGAUCGUACUUUUCUUUUUAUUUGAUAAACAGAUUAGUGGAGAGAAAACUCUUGGCGAAAACAUCGCUGACUUGGGAGGAGUCAACCUUGCUUACCACGUAAGAAUUAUUUCCUUAUUACCCCAGCUACGUCGAGGUUCUCCUAUGAAAUUUGUUUAAGUUCAAUGCCUAAUAUUCAUUUGUCAAGUGUGUUCAUCUGCUUGAAUUUACUCAUAAGAUUCUUAUCCCAAAAAUGUAAAUCACAACAGCCUGGUUAAUGUCAAACCGAGGUCCUACUCGCGUCGCUAAGAUGAAGGUCCCUGCCUCUUGGCCACACAAGGCUUGGGGUACGCGAGUGCAGCCAAUUAUAUAACAAACGAAAAUAAUGUAGUCGACCUAUGAAAUCUCGAGAUGAAAUGCGUGUAUUUGAUGCAAAGAACGGUUAAACGUAUGACCAGGCUGAUGCAGCAACCAAUACAGGGAAAACAGAUAACAGAAUCAGCCAAUGAGAUCUCUAAUAAAAAUAUGCAGUUCAGGAACAAGGCGCGGGAAAACUCGCAAAAACUCUGAGAGCAGGUCGUGGCUGGCUCUACCGAAGUUGCAUUUUAAUUGUCAAAACUUCUGCUAGGUUUUAAUGAUAAAGGAGCUAUUGUGUCUUGAUCUUCCCUUUUCCUUAUUAUCUUAAAUACCCUAUGUCUAUUUGACAGGCUUACAAUUCGUUUAUCGAGGAGAAUGGAAAGGAAGAAGUACUACCAGAGCUUAACAUGACAAGUCAAGAGCUUUUCUUUAUCGGAUAUGCUCAGGUAAAUUGAACAGCACAACUUCCAACUGGAUUUCAAAAUGUGUUGCAGACUGAGUGAAUUUCAUUUGCUUCCCUACUCAACAAAUAGAUUCCAUGCUGCCGUGCGUCUGUUUAGUAAUAAAUCACGGAUGACUUCAAAAUGUGGUGAGAACAAACACCUGAUGUUCUUUCGAAAUUUUUCCCCUGCAGAAAGAGUGUACGCGCACCACUCCAGCCGCCGAAUUCUUGUCAGUAACGGAAGAUGUUCACGCCCUAACCAAGUACAGGUAAUACUGGAGGUUCCUUUCCUUUCUCUGAGAAACACAGAAGCGUAAUGAAUGGUUAGCGUUUGUUUUAUACCCCGCGUCAAUAGAUUCAGAACCUACCUCUAACCGAAUUUAUUUGAAGUUUUUGCACAUCUCAGGAGUAUCAAUGGUUAGUAACUACCACACAGGAAAAUAGUGCUUUUCGCGAGCGCUGAUUGGCUAAUUCGGAAGUGAUUAGCAAGUACUAUUCAUCUUCGAGCAGCUGAAGAGACAAAACUCGCCCUUCAAGAGUUUAAUUUCCGAACAAUUUUCGGUAUAUUGACAGAAAUAAACUGAAAGUUUUGGUUUCUGCGUGGUAUCCACUAAAACACCUCAAUGUCGGUGAAAGUAGUGGAUAUAUUUAACUUGCAACUUCGCAGCUUGGUAAAUAUCAAUCAGUUUUCAUCUUUACUUCGGCGAAUAAUUUUUAAUUUCUGGCGAACUGUCAGAGAAACCUGACGAUAUUUUUUUUUUUUUUUUUUGAGGUGGGGAGGGUGGGGUAACCGGCUCUGGAUUUUUGUGUCCCAUCCAGAGGAAUAGGUGACAUUUAUAAUUCCUUCCCAUUACUGAAUUUGGAAUGAACACCAAAGCCUAAGCGAGUCAGUGUGGUAUACAGAUUUUACCUUUACCUUUCCUCUCUUUCUUUCCUUUCCUCUGCUGUUCCUGCUCCUGAGCCUCGUCCUCUUUCUCAGCUUUAGGGAAUGUGGGGGCCUUUUGAAUAAAAGCCUGAAUGAGGAAAUACAGCACGUUCGCCGUAAAGGGCACAAAAAUGAAGAAAGGAUUUGUCUUAUGAAAUUUUUCCUCAGCAUUAUUUCUUAACGCAAUGUUAUUGGUUUUAUUCUUAGGGUUAUUGGUACCUUAUCAAAUUUUAAGGAGUUCUCUGAUGUUUUCAAGUGUAAAGAGGGAUCAUAUAUGAACCCAAAGAAGAAAUGUGAAGUUUGGUAGACGCACGACAUACGGAGGUCUAAUGGACAAGUGCUCUUGCAUAAUUGUUGAAUUUGCUAUUAUUUUUCCCAUACGCCGUAUGCAAUUUUUGGGGUUUAUUUUCGAGUUCUUCUGUUUUCAGUUGACAGUCUUACAGUCGAGUAUUGUAUUGAAAAAAAAAUGUCGUAGCCGACAUAUUUACUCCAACAGAUCACAGGCAACAUUCCAUGAGAUACGGUGUUGUCUCAAGUAACCAAUCGAAGUAAAUGCAACCAGCAAAAAUAUCGAAAAAGUGUAUGUUCAGUUCACUGCUUUCCUGCGAGUCGUGCGUUUGUACUUUAGCGGUUUGAUCAAGUCUUCGAAUUUUUACCCUCGUCAGUGAUUAACCGCACUUUGGUUUACAGUUUACGCCCUACACUACGUAGGUCUUAGAGGCCGUUGAUGUUCUUCACCAGCGACUUUCCCGGAAGUCACAAUCGAGGGACUGAAACCGUUGCGUCAGUCGCCCUGUAAUGUUCGUGGUGGGCGAUUACUCAUGUUUUAUUCUUGUUAAGAACAAGACAUAUAUAUAUGGGUAGUUAGCGC
Messenger RNA from Pocillopora meandrina, 11880 nucleotides. The record is from the annotation of a GenBank genome assembly. NCBI's taxonomy places the organism in Eukaryota, Metazoa, Cnidaria, Anthozoa, Scleractinia, Pocilloporidae.